AUGGCUUUCUUUGAAUCCUUCGCCAUUCUCAUUUUCCUUUCCUUUUUUGUUCUUUACUACAAACGUCAAAACCUAAAAACUCUAAUAGAUAGAAAUUGUCUACCUUUUGGUACAAUACCCCAAGUCGUUAGAAACUUGCACCGAAUCCAUGAUUUGCUCGCCAUUUAUCUUAAUCGUAGUAGCGGUACUUUCAUGUUGAAAGGCCCUUGGUUUGGCAACAUGGAUAUGCUUUUUACGACAGACCCUUUAAACAUCCAUCACGUUUUGAGCAAGAACUUUCCUAAUUAUCCAAAAGGCCAAAGAUUCCAUGAAAUAUUUGAUAUCCUUGGAGAUGGCAUCUUUAACGUCGAAGGACAUUUAUGGGAGAUCCAACGCAAAACCAUCUUGUCCCACUUUAUGAAACCCAACUUUCAAAGUGUUUUUGAAACGAUUGUCUGGAAUAAGGUGGAAACAGGGCUUUUACCGGUAUUGGAUGUGGUUUCUAAAAAAGGAAACGACAUGGAUUUGCAGGAGAUAUUUCAAAGGUUCACUUUUGACACUAUAUGCAAGUUGCUCUUGGACUAUGACCCACAAAGCUUGUCUCAUGAUUUUCCUUGUCUUCCAUGUCAGAAAGGGUUCAUAGAUACUGAAGAAAGUUUAUUGUACAGACAUUUCACUCCCACAAUCUUAUGGAAAUUGCAACAACUACUUAAUAUGGGGAAUGAGAAGAAGUUGAGUAAAGCAUGCAAUGAUGUGGAUCAGUUUGUAUGCAAGUGCUUUGCUAGAAUACAAAAUGUGUCCAAUAAAAUGGAAAGUGAUCAACACGUAAAGGGAAAUUUUGGACUAGUAACAUCAAUGAUUAGGGAUUUGAAAGGCCAGGGUGGCUACACGGGAGACCCCAAUAAGUUUUUAAAGGAUACCAUAGUGAGCCUAAUUGGAGCAGGGAAAGAUACAACUAGUGCAACUCUCUCAUGGUUUUUCUAUCUAGUUGGGAAAAAUCCAAUUGUAGAGGAGAAGAUCAGAGAAGAAAUUAGGACAUUUUUGGAGGUGAAAGUAGGAGGUGAUAAGAGAUGGGAUUCCAAAGUGAUAGGAAAAUUGGUUUAUUUGCAUGGGGCUCUAUGUGAAGCAUUAAGGCUUUACCCUCCUGUUCCUUUUAACCACAAGAGUGCAUUACAGCCGGACAUACUUCCAAGUGGCCACCAAGUUAAUCAAAACACCAAGAUUAUUCUAUAUUACUAUGGUAUGGGAAGAAUGAAUAAAAUAUGGGGGGAUGAUUGCAUGGAAUUUAAGCCUGAAAGAUGGAUCUUAAAGGAAGGAGGAAUCAAACAUGAGCCAUCACACAAGCUCCCUGCAUUUUAUGGAGGGCCGAGGACUUGUUUAGGUAAGGACAUGAGUCUCACUCAGAUAAAGAUGGUGGCAUCUUCGAUCAUUUAUUAUUAUCACAUUGAGUUGAUGGAAAGCCACCCGGUGCUUCCAAGUUCUUCCAUCAUACUUCAGAUGAAGCAUGGGUUAAAGGUGAAGUUAACCAAAAGAAGCGAAGUGAAUGUUUGA
Molecule: messenger RNA, 1530 nt
Organism: Lactuca saligna
Lineage: Eukaryota; Viridiplantae; Streptophyta; Magnoliopsida; Asterales; Asteraceae
Source: the annotation of a GenBank genome assembly